Molecule: messenger RNA, 924 nt
Organism: Naegleria fowleri
Lineage: Eukaryota; Heterolobosea; Eutetramitea; Acrasida; Naegleriidae
Exons: 1
Coding region: 1-924 (307 amino acids)
Source: RefSeq, a predicted model, not a curated record
AUGUUGAGUCUAAACAUGUUUGAUGCACUCGAUUCCGAAAGUAGACAAGAGUAUUGGAGUGACAACUCGGAAUCAUUGCUUGGUUAUCAUUAUUUCGACCACUAUUCAAAAAAAGCAAUAUCAGAACCUUCUGAUUGGGCUAGAAAAGUACCAUAUAACCCCAAUGUUAAAUAUCCCAAAGUUGGUCUGAUGGUCUAUCAGCAAUCUGGUUGGAAGAAAUUGCUUUGCAAUAACAAUAUAACAACUGACUCCCAAACUGAUCAGAACUCUGAAUUGAAGGAGGAGGACAUUGAUUUCAACUUUCUAAGAAAUCGAUUGUCAAAAAUUAUUUUAUUACAAAUGUCACUGAUUCCCAAUUUGCUGCCACUUGAGGACUAUGAAUUUCCAGAGAAUAUCAUGUUUUUGAGCGUGGAACAAGGAAACGAUUCUAAAACAACAGCCACUCAAGAAUAUUCAUUUGAUGGAGCAACAUUUCCAGGCGUCAGAUAUUUACGAGUUCGAUAUAAUGACGACGAUUAUAGAAAUUAUGGAAAAAAUUUGGGCAUACAAGAAGUAAUUAUUCUUCGUUCUUUGUUGAACAAAAAGACAUUACCUAAAUUAGAACAUUUGGUACUGAAUGGAUUUAGCACUAUAACUACACUAGAGGAGCAAUUUGACUUUUUAAAACAGUUAAUUUCUAUUGAAAUUACCUUCAAUCAACAUGGUUACGGAGCAGACCAAGAUAUUUGGGAAAAAGCGACAGAAUUUACCUCUAGACUCAGUCAAGCAUCUUCAAAAUUGAGAUAUGUGGUGGUACAUACAGACCUUGACAGCAGGAGACAUUGUCGACAUGAUCAACUAGCUGCAUUUUACAAAUCCCAUCGAUGCCCUGUCUCCAUUGGAUAUGCAAGCAUUAGCAGAUUCUACUACAUUAGUGGGGAAUAA